Molecule: messenger RNA, 429 nt
Organism: Colletotrichum phormii
Lineage: Eukaryota; Fungi; Ascomycota; Sordariomycetes; Glomerellales; Glomerellaceae
Exons: 1
Coding region: 45-290 (81 amino acids)
Source: RefSeq, a predicted model, not a curated record
CGGAACAUCACUGGUUGGAUGCAUGGCGCUUCCAUCUGCUGGACAUGAGCACUUGGAUUGCUUGGGGAGUCUACACAUGUUGGAUGUUGCUAUUAGGAGCUCAAGACCAAGCCCUGAAAAGGCUACUACAGUGCGUGGGGCAAGGGAGAAUGGGGACUAGGACUGUAUUUGGUAGUUUUUGGCGCUUCUACCCAAGCCCACAGGCGGAAUACUCCAGCUUCUUACAAGUAGAUCGAUUUACGGUUAUUGCCUUGACUUGCCUCAGAACGGACGCCAAUCACGCCAAAUGAGGCUGCCACGUGCCCUGAGACUUUCGACUCUCGGGUCAUAAAUAUCAAUCUAAAGAUACGGGAUACUGCAAGGGGGAGUGUUGCUCGAGGUGCAUACGGAAUAUUUACCUCGUAAACGGCUACUCUGUACGCUCUGUAC